Molecule: messenger RNA, 432 nt
Organism: Talaromyces stipitatus ATCC 10500
Lineage: Eukaryota; Fungi; Ascomycota; Eurotiomycetes; Eurotiales; Trichocomaceae
Exons: 2
Coding region: 1-432 (143 amino acids)
Source: RefSeq, a predicted model, not a curated record
AUGUCUUCCUCCAACUUCCACACUACCACCCAAGACCUACGCAAGCCCGAGUCUCGCGUCUCCAAGGCUCACGGCGGCCAGACUCCAGCCGAUUCAGACAUUUCAGUUAUGAAGUCCGUCCUCGACUCCGGCACCAACAAACAAGAACAAAUCGAACGAGCCCGCAACAACCUCCCCCUCCCCGACCAACCCCCCGUCGCCAGCGACUGGAACUCAGCCGACCAGCGAACCGUCAACGUCGGCUCCGGUCGCUUCGAAAGCUCUGCUUCAACCGGUGCUGGUUCCAGUGCCCUUCGCGAUCCCGCUACUGUCGACAGCAGUGUGCGCGUUGAUGGGGAGGAGUAUCACAAGGCUACUGAGCCUGGAUCGAGUGUUGGUCGACAGGGUCAGGAAGGGUUGGAUAGUUUGCCUAAGGAUGCUCGUACUCGGUAA